Physella acuta is the source of this 2352-nucleotide messenger RNA. RefSeq lists its product as uncharacterized. The record is from RefSeq and is a predicted model, not a curated record. Lineage: Eukaryota; Metazoa; Mollusca; Gastropoda; Physidae.
GUUAAAACGUCACACGGCCAGUAUGUAGUAUGUUCACUGUAUGUAUUCGAUCCAUACAAGCGAUUGGCAAACGUGUAUUGAUAGGUCCAUGACGUAGGGCAUGGGAGGGGUUUAAAUGGUGGAAAUAACAAAGACGGGGGUGUUUAUUUUUAGCCCGAGGAAAGUAAGUUUUGGGAAUUUGAUCUGGAAGGAUUUGUUUGACAGAAGAGUUCUGUAUACGAGACUGUGGUAGGGAUUUUGUGAUUCUGGGAGUAUGAUCGUUCUAGAGCAGUGAAAAGAUUGUCAAGUUUUUGUUAAGGAAGUCGGGAAAUCUUAGGUUUGUGUUGUAGACGAGUGAAGAAAUUUGUCAAGUCUAGUUGAUUCACAAAGUCUAGAAGAUGUGUGGAUCAGCCUCGGGUUGGUCUAAGUUCGCCCUGAUCAUCCUGCUGGUUGGGAUAGCCAUCCACAUCGCGGGUUGGGCGACAACCAGCUGGAUGACGUACAGUACCACCAACAAUGUGGUGGAGACCAAAGUGGGCCUCUGGAGGAUGGUGUCGUGUAACUCGGGGACUUGUUCGGACACCACGGUGGCAUCACAGUACGAGACUGAUGCCUUUAACGCUGUCCGAGGGCUGGAGACGGUGACCUUCUGUCUGGCCGUGUUUGUGGCCGUCCUCCUGAUGAUCUACAUGUGUGCUGAGGGGCUGAGGAAACCUACGGUGGCGGCCGUCAUCAUGUCGCUGCUCUAUAUCGCUGGUGGUUGUAGCUUUGUCGGGAUGGUUGUCUUCAUCACCACCGUCCCCGACCCCUACGUCGUGUCCUUCUCCCUGGGUCUGACCGUCAUCGCCAUGACCCUCAUCCUUAUCGCCGGCACCCUCAUGAUCCCCGACAGCUUCGAGUCCGACUACGACGACGACGACGAGUUCUACAACGGUCGCCGACGCAGUGUCGUCUCGCCCAUGUCCAUACGGAAACGAGGCCCGCCCUCCCGGGGAAUCACGCCCAUCUCCUACAAGGGCGGGGUGGAGGGGAGCCGUUGGAGGAGCUACUAGAGGAGCUGAGGUGAAGAGGUAACACAAGAACAGCCUCUAUGACGACAGCGUGCUGUAUGGAAGAACAGCCCAUAAGAUGACAGCGUGCUGUAUGGGUGCUGUGUUAACUCUUCCAAUGUAAACAUCAAUGUAAACAUCAGUGUAAACAUCAAUGUAAACAUCAGUGUAAACAUCAGUGUAAACAUCAGUGUAAACACAUUAAUAUCAACAUCAAUGAAAAUAUCAAAUGAUCAACGCCACACACAGUCUAAAAGGAUGUAAAGUACUAUUUCCAAAUAGGCCAACUCCAUUUUAAAAUGUUUUCUAUUUUUUUUUACUCUUGCUUACUUUAAAAAUUCGCCAUACAAGUAUAGGCCUAUGUGUGUGUUUUCAAAAGAAGGAAAUUGAAAAUAAAUUAUAUUGGCUUAUAAAUAAAAAUAAAAACAACUCCAUGUAUAGAGAAAUCACGAAGCCAAAAUAGAUUCGCCUUGUAUAUUCGCCCCCACCCCUCACUAUUCACCCUACACAUACGCCCCCUACACACACGCCCCCCCCCCCACACACACAUAAACACGCACCACCACCACCACACACUAAGCUGAAUACAGCACUUACUCAACCACACCCCACGUCCCCCAAACCUUUCGGCUUUCUCACAGAUAUAUUUUUUUUUAAUUCGGCGUUUUAAUUUGUUGUUAAUAAGAAAAAAAUAAUCAUGCGAUAAGAAAUUUCUUUUUUUUUCUUGGACUGUUUUCUUCUACUAGAUAUACAGAUUUACUGAGGUAAACAUAAACAAACAUAUUGUUUCUGUGACAUAUAAAAUCCAACACGUCCUCUUGAUUGUAAAUGUUGUAGCUGCUACUGUCCAUUGAGAUGAAAAAAAAUUAUAACACAACUAUAACGACCAGUGGAGUUACUCUACAGUUUAACUGUUCUAGCACCUAGUUGCUCGCCCAAUGUUUUGUCUUGUCUAACUUCAUGUAUAUGUAUAUAAGCUUACAUAUACGUUAACCUGUAUCCAAAUCCCGUGCCCUACCUGAUUAAAAGGUAAAGUUGCUGUGAUAUGCGUUUACCUUAGACGGCACCAUGGGACUAACACGUUUACCUAUGUGUACACAUAUUCUAUUAUUAGCUUUUCAUCUGUCUCACUUAUAUUUAAAGAAAAAAAAAUGACAUGUUUUUACUCAAUGAAUUUACUGUUUAUCCUUUUUAUAACUUGGACCUCGACUUGACCACCACAUUUGACUCACACUUACACACACAUUCAGUGACGUCACAUCUCGCUUUGUCUUGUGCUUAAGGCAAUUUUUGUUACAAGUUUAAAAUUAAAUUAAAGAACAAG